UAGAUUAGUAAACCACUUAUACUUCAACUAACAUAUUUAACAAAUUAUUAUCCGAACUUAGGAAAAUGCUUCCUCAUUUGUUAUAUAAACCGUAUGAUAUUGUGAAGAAAAUGAGCAGUGGAGAGGUUUGGGACGUAGAACGGUAUAAAGCAGAACACGAAUGUGAUGAACAUUGGGAACUUAGGCGCAAAUUUCUCAUAGCACAUAAGGAUAAAUUUCCAGAAGACGAACUUGUUUGUUUAGCUCAAGUAUUCGUGAAUGUCGAAUUACUUGGGUGCAGAUAUCCGAAGGAGACAAUGCAGUUAGUUGCAGUCCUAGCUCAAGAUAUUGUUAGCGAAUACAGAAAUAAACAGAAAAAUAAAGUACAAAGAAAAUUCAUAAAAGCAUCUGAUGCUGCUAAUUUAAAGGUUACAGGAAAUACAGCUUCAACAUCUGUCAACAUAACUGAAACCUCAACACAAUCACAAAGUACAAAAUCAUAUCAUAAUUUAAAGUCUAACAAUAUACCUAUCAAACGAAGGAAAUUAGAGGAACCUCCAUUUGGUGAUAUUGUUAUAAUAGAAAGACCUGGAGAUAUACCACAAAAUACACUUGCUUGUGCAAUCCAUGCAUCAGGUGGAAAUUUAGAAUGGAAAUUCGAUAAGAUUAAGGAUUCUUUCAAAUGCAGUAUUUUUGUCAAUUCAAAAUUGUUAGCUGAAGCAAGUAAUUCUAAUCAAAAAUCAGCAAAGAAAGAUGCAUCUAUUAUUGGAUUACAUGAACUACAGAAGUAUUACUAUACAAUUAAGAUUAAACAGAAUAUAAAUACAAAUGCCACUGUAACUACAACAACAAUGGUAAAAGAUACAUCAAAAAAUGACUCUAUUUCUGAUGACAAUAUUGGAAGAAAAUUAAUGAAAUUAAUGGGUUGGUCUGGUGGUGGUCUUGGUAAAUCACAACAAGGAAUAAUAGAACCUAUAAUGAUUAAACAGCAAAUUAAUAGGGAAGGUUUAGGAUUAAAGCCAAAUUUUUGUUCUAUGAAUGACUUAAAAUUUAAAUGUAAGGAUAUCAUGACAAGGUAUCUCACUGGUGAUAUGAGAAAUGAUUUAGUAUUUUCUGCUGAUUUUACAAAUGAUGAAAGAGCAGUAAUCCAUCAAGUUGCAAGGCAACUGAAUUUAAAAUCAAAUAGUUAUGGUGCUAAAAAUCAACGAACAUUAGUAGUUUCUCGAAAAAUAAAUGUACGAGAUUUAGUCGAAGAACUAAAAUGUCUUGGGGGAGUUACUAACAAAUAUCAGUUAAUUAAACCAACUGGACAGUAAAUAAAAUAGUAUGUGCUUUUUUCUAUAUACUAUGCAAAUUUUAUGCCUAAAAUACCAUAAAAAUAUACAUUAUUCCAAUAUUACUACUGUUAUCGUUUAUUCAGUUUUUGUUAUUCAAG
Eufriesea mexicana is the source of this 1414-nucleotide messenger RNA. Its product is annotated as NF-kappa-B-repressing factor. Gene Ontology annotation, molecular function: nucleic acid binding. Lineage: Eukaryota; Metazoa; Arthropoda; Insecta; Hymenoptera; Apidae. The record is from RefSeq and is a predicted model, not a curated record. The transcript is spliced from 8 exons. The coding region runs from base 66 to 1295 and encodes 409 amino acids.